Molecule: messenger RNA, 1794 nt
Organism: Closterium sp. Naga37s-1
Lineage: Eukaryota; Viridiplantae; Streptophyta; Zygnematophyceae; Desmidiales; Closteriaceae
Source: the annotation of a GenBank genome assembly
AUGAAACAGCCCGCCGCGGCAGAUCUCGUCAGACCCAUUCGCAAUUUCAUGAUGGCGUUCAUGAGCAAGGAGGCGGAGCCGGAGCGGGACAGUGCGAGCGUGCAGGCGUUCUACCGCAGCAUCGAGGCCGCCUUCCGCGCCCACCCGCUCUGGCAGGCCGCCUCUCCCGACGAACUCGAGUGCUCGGGGGAGGCCCUAGAGAAGUACCUAAUGACGAAGCUCUUCCCACGCGCGUUCGCCCCCGAGGAGGAGGAGGUGGAGAGGGACCGGCGGCUGACCACGCGCAUAGCGGCGCUGCAGACCUUCCUGCAGCCGCGCCACCUCGACGUGCCCGACUCGCUGCUCAACGAUGCUUCCCUGCUGCUAGCAGAGAAGGACCUGCAGAAGCUGGGGUCGUUCAAGGCCCCACGGGACAAGCUGGUGUGUGUGCUCAACUGCUGCCGCGUCAUCAACAACAUUCUCCUCAACGCCUCCAUCACUGCUGCUGCCGCUGCUGCUGCUGCCACAGGCGCGGGCGCAGGGGAGGCCGGGGGAAAGGGAGGGAAGCCGCCAGGAGCUGAUGAUUUCCUGCCCGUGCUCAUCUACGUGGUGGUGAAGCCAGGCUUCUCCCUUGGGAGAAGCCAGGUCCCUCACACAUAUCCUUGCUCCCCCUCGCCCUUCUUUUUCACUCUCCCUCAUCUUCUCUUUGCUCCUCCCUCCCAUCUCUUCCCUUCCCUCCUGCCUCUCACUCGUCCCUGCCCUCCCUCGCCCCUGUCUUCUUGCACUCUUCUCCUCUCUUCUUCCAACACCCCCCUCUUCCUCCCCUUUCCCCCAACUCCCCCAUUCCAUUCCCCCAUCCCCCCCCCACAGGCGAACCCCCCCCAGCUGCUGAGCAGCAUUCUCUACAUCCAGCGCUACCGCCACUCUGACCGCCUUGUCUCUGAAGCCGCUUACUUCUUCACCAACCUCGCCUCUGCCGCCACCUUCCUCGAAUCCCUCUCGGCCGCCCAGCUCUCUCUCAGCGACCAGGAGUUUCAGAGGCUGUUAGAGGCUGGGUAUAAGGCGACUGGCGUGGGGGGAGAAGGGGGGGAAGGGGGAGAGGGAGGGGGGAAGGGGAGUGGAGGAGAGGGAGGAGGGCGGGGAGAGGGCGGAGGAGGGGGUUCGGGAGAGGAGAUUGGAAGCGGGGGAAAGGAGGGAAGAGUAGCAGGAGGAGCAGAGGCAGCAGGAGCAGCAGGUGACAGCACGGCUGCCGGUGCUGCCGCUGCUCCCAGUCCCAGCAGCAGUGCUGCUGGUAGCAGCAGCAGUGCUGCUGGUAGCAGCAGCAGCGGCAGCAAGGAGCAGAGGGAGAGGGAGACGGAACGGGUGGUGGCGGUAUCGGAGAUCUCAAGGGACAAGGGCGUGUUGAGGGAGCUGGUGAGGGCAGACGCCAGUGGGGAGCUCGCUCGUUCCUUCCGCUUCCUCUACGCCUCGGCUGCUGACCUCUCCAUUGCUGACGUCUCAGACCUCCUUGCAGAGUACAAGGACCUCGCACUCAGGCACUAUGCUCUUAGUCGAGUGGUGCACGGAGCAGGGGUAUCCCUCCCGCUCUCCUUCCCCUCUAACCCUGCCCGUCCCACCACCGCAAGUGCCAGCAUUGAAGAAGCAGAGCAAGGGGAAGGAGCAGCAGUAGCAGCAGCAGCAAGGGAAGGGGAAGGGGAAGAGGCGUUUAGGGAAGACGCAAUCGACAGAGAGACAUCAGGAGGUGAAGGUGGGGCGAGUGGGGCAGCUGGUGCUGCGGAGGAGGGUAGUGGGAGGAGAGAGGGGGCUGGUGAGUGA